GGCGCCCGAGGGGGGAGGCGGCAGGCGCCCGGAGCCGCGCGAGGAGCCGCGGCCGCCGCGCCAUGGAGCCCGAGUGAGCGCGGCGCGGGCCCGUCCGGCUCCGGACAACAUGGAGGCGGCGCCGCCCCGGCCUCGGCCGCCGCCGCUGCUGCUGCUGCUCGCGCUCUGCUGCAGCCUGGCCCCCGCCGCGGCCUCGCCGCUCCUCCUGUUUGCCAACCGCCGGGACGUACGGCUGGUGGACGCCGGCGGAGUCAAGUUGGAGUCCACCAUUGUGGUCAGUGGCCUGGAGGAUGCGGCCGCGGUGGAUUUCCAGUUCUCCAAGGGAGCCGUGUACUGGACGGAUGUGAGCGAGGAGGCCAUCAAGCAGACCUACCUGAACCAGACGGGGGCUGCCGUGCAGAACGUGGUCAUCUCCGGCCUGGUGUCGCCCGACGGCCUGGCCUGCGACUGGGUCGGCAAGAAGCUGUACUGGACGGACUCGGAGACCAAUCGCAUCGAGGUGGCCAAUCUCAAUGGGACGUCCCGGAAGGUCCUCUUCUGGCAGGACCUGGACCAGCCGCGGGCCAUCGCCUUGGACCCCGCUCACGGGUACAUGUACUGGACAGACUGGGGAGAGAUACCCCGGAUCGAACGGGCAGGGAUGGAUGGCAGCACCCGGAAGGUUAUUGUGGACUCAGACAUUUACUGGCCCAACGGGCUGACCAUCGACCUGGAGGAGCAGAAGCUGUACUGGGCGGACGCCAAGCUCAGCUUCAUCCACCGCGCCAACCUGGACGGCUCCUUCCGGCAGAAGGUCGUGGAGGGCAGUCUGACGCACCCUUUUGCCCUGACGCUCUCUGGAGACACUCUGUACUGGACAGACUGGCAGACCCGCUCCAUCCACGCCUGUAACAAGAGGACUGGAGACAAGAGGAAGGAGAUCCUUAGUGCUCUCUACUCGCCCAUGGAUAUCCAAGUGCUCAGCCCAGAGCGGCAGCCUUACUACCACACGCAAUGUGAGGAGAACAACGGCGGCUGCUCCCACCUGUGCCUGCUGUCCCCGAGGGAGCCCUUCUACGCGUGCGCCUGCCCCACCGGUGUGCAGCUUCAGGACAACGGCCAGACGUGCAAGGCAGGGGCCGAGGAGGUGCUGCUACUGGCCCGGCGGACGGACCUGCGGAGGAUCUCGCUGGACACGCCGGACUUCACAGACAUCGUGCUGCAGGUGGACGACAUCCGGCAUGCCAUCGCCAUCGACUACGACCCGCUGGAGGGCUAUGUGUACUGGACGGACGACGAGGUGCGUGCCAUCCGCAGGGCGUACCUGGACGGGUCGGGGGCACAGACGCUGGUCAACACCGAGAUCAACGACCCCGACGGCAUUGCAGUCGACUGGGUGGCCCGCAACCUCUAUUGGACGGACACGGGCACCGACCGCAUCGAGGUGACGCGCCUCAACGGCACCUCCCGCAAGAUCCUGGUGUCCGAGGACCUGGACGAGCCCCGCGCCAUCGUGCUGCACCCCGUGAUGGGCCUCAUGUACUGGACAGACUGGGGGGAGAACCCCAAAAUCGAGUGUGCCAACCUGGACGGGCAGGAGCGGCGCGUCCUGGUCAACACCUCCCUGGGCUGGCCCAAUGGCUUGGCUCUGGACCUGCAGGAGGGGAAGCUGUACUGGGGAGAUGCCAAGACGGACAAAAUCGAGGUGAUCAACAUCGACGGGACAAAGAGGCGGACGCUCCUGGAGGACAAGCUCCCACACAUUUUCGGGUUCACGCUGCUGGGGGACUUCAUCUACUGGACCGACUGGCAGCGGCGCAGCAUCGAGCGCGUGCACAAGGUCAAGGCGAGCCGGGACGUCAUCAUCGACCAGCUGCCCGACCUGAUGGGGCUCAAGGCUGUGAAUGUGGCCAAGGCCGUCGGGACCAACCCGUGUGCAGACAGGAAUGGGGGCUGCAGCCACCUGUGCUUCUUCACGCCCCGCGCCGCCAAGUGCGGCUGCCCCAUCGGCCUGGAGCUUCUGAGUGACAUGAAGACCUGCAUCGUCCCCGAGGCCUUCCUCGUGUUCACCAGCCGGGCCGCCAUCCACAGGAUCUCCCUGGACACCAAUAACAACGACGUGGCCAUCCCGCUCACGGGCGUCAAGGAGGCCUCUGCCCUGGAUUUUGACGUGUCCAACCAUCACAUCUACUGGACUGACGUCAGCCUAAAGACCAUCAGCCGGGCCUUCAUGAACGGGAGCUCCGUGGAGCACGUGAUCGAGUUUGGCCUCGACUACCCGGAAGGCAUGGCCGUCGACUGGAUGGGCAAGAACCUCUACUGGGCGGACACUGGGACCAAUAGGAUCGAAGUGGCCCGGCUGGACGGGCAGUUCCGGCAGGUCCUUGUGUGGAGGGAUCUGGACAACCCGAGGUCGCUGGCCCUGGACCCCACCAAAGGCUACAUCUACUGGACCGAGUGGGGCGGCAAGCCCAGGAUCGUGCGGGCCUUCAUGGACGGGACCAACUGCGUGACGCUGGUGGACAAGGUGGGCCGGGCCAACGACCUCACCAUCGACUACGCCGACCAGCGUCUCUACUGGACGGACCUGGACACCAACAUGAUUGAGUCAUCCAACAUGCUGGGUCAGGAACGGGUCGUGAUUGCCGAUGACCUCCCGCACCCCUUCGGCCUGACGCAGUACAGUGAUUACAUCUACUGGACAGACUGGAACCUGCACAGCAUUGAGCGAGCCGACAAGACCAGUGGCCGGAACCGCACCCUCAUCCAGGGCCACCUGGAUUUCGUGAUGGACAUCCUGGUGUUCCACUCCUCCCGCCAGGAUGGCCUCAAUGACUGCAUGCACAACAAUGGGCAGUGUGGGCAGCUGUGCCUCGCUGUCCCCAGCGGCCACCGCUGCAGCUGUGCCUCACAUUACACCCUGGACCCCAGUAGCCGCAACUGCAGCCCACCCACCACCUUCCUGCUCUUCAGCCAGAAGUGUGCUAUCAGCCGAAUGAUCCCCGAUGACCAGCACAGCCCAGACCUCAUCCUGCCGCUGCACGGGCUGAGGAACGUCAAGGCCAUCGACUAUGACCCGCUGGACAAGUUCAUCUACUGGGUAGAUGGGCGCCAGAACAUCAAACGAGCCAAGGACGAUGGGACCCAGCCCUUCGUUUUGACCUCUCCGAGCCAAAGCCAGAACCCAGACAGGCAGCCGCACGACCUCAGCGUGGACGUCUACAGCCGGACCCUGUUUUGGACGUGCGAGGCCACCGACACGAUCAACGUCCACCGGCUGAACGGGGAAGCCAUGGGCGUGGUGCUCCGCGGGGACCGCGACAAGCCGAGGGCCAUCGUCGUCAACGCCGAGCGAGGGUACCUGUACUUCACUAACAUGCAGGACCGAGCAGCCAAGAUAGAGCGCGCGGCCCUGGAUGGCACCGAGCGCGAGGUCCUCUUCACCACGGGCCUCAUCCGCCCCGUGGCCCUCGUGGUGGACAACACGCUGGGCAAGCUCUUCUGGGUGGACGCCGACCUGAAGCGCAUUGAAAGCUGCGACCUGUCAGGGGCCAACCGCCUGACCCUGGAGGAUGCCAACAUCGUGCAGCCUGUGGGCCUGACUGUGCUGGGCAGGCACCUCUACUGGAUCGACCGCCAGCAGCAGAUGAUUGAGCGCGUGGACAAGACCACAGGGGAUGCGCGGACACGAGUCCAGGGCCGUGUCGCCCACCUGACCGGCAUCCACGCCGUGGAGGACAUCAGCCUGGAGGAGUUCUCAGCCCACCCUUGUGCCCGGGACAAUGGCGGCUGUUCCCACAUCUGCAUUGCCAAGGGUGAUGGGACGCCACGGUGCUCAUGCCCAGUCCACCUCGUGCUCCUGCAGAACCUGUUGACUUGUGGUGAAGCAGCCAUCCUCCAUCACAGGCUCCUCAUGGGAGUAACAAAGACAGCGGAGAAAGCAUGUGCACACGCGUGUGUAUGUUUUAUGCCCCAGCGUGUGGUCUACCUUGGUGAAUAUUCCAUGUGAGCCUGAGAAGAUGUGUCAUCUGAUGUUGCUGGGUGGAGUGUUCAGUAAAUGUUGGUUAGAUCCAGCUGAUGGAUAGUGCUGUUCAGGUUGUCUGUAUCCUUCCUGACUGUUUGUGCUGUCAGUUACUGAUGGAGGUGUUGAAGUCUCCAAUAGUGGGUUUGUCUAAUUUUUUAGUACUGUCUUUUCUCCGCCUUCUACCCUUGAUCGUCUUCUUCCCUAAGGUUGCACAGGGAGUGGCCAAGAAUGUAAGCUGCAGUGUCAGACAGACCUGGGUUCAAAUCCCAGCUUUGCCACUUCCCAGCUGAGUGACCCUGGGCUGGUCACUCACCUCUCUGAGCCUCCACUUCCUUCUCUGUGAAAUAGAGAAAUUGAGAGCACUUACUUGAUGGGGUUGUUAUUAAGUAACAGAGUACUUUACAUGGUCCCUGACACAUGGCACACAGGAAUGCCAGCUGCUAUUAGUUGUGAGAAUGGCAGUAGUAAUAAAAAGGAAUAAUUGUCAUUGUCACCAUGAUGAAACCCAAUCCCCAGGACUUCCUCUCCUCUUCCUGCAGGUCCCCCAGGUGACCUUGGAUGUGCUGUUUCUGUGUUCCUCUCUUCUUCCCUCCUCCUCUGAGCUCCUGGGGGCCGGUCUUUACUUCCCUUUUCUUGUCCCUUUUCUUCUCAUCCUCACCCCCACGACCUCCACGCUGUGUCCCACACACGGCAUAUGCUCAGCACAUCUCGGGAAGCAGGACCAUGGGCCUGUCCUUCUGGAGCUUUCUCCUGCCCCACCUCACACUGUGAACCCCAGAGAGCUUGGCCAAGAACAGAGGGGAUGUUUCAUGACUGUCCCGUGGUGGGGGCCACCUUGACCCUCCUGAGCUUCCUGGUGGCUUGUUUCUGAGUUCCGGCCCCAGGGCCCAAGUGGUUGUGCAGGUCCCACAGACGUCCAGGCUGCCCUGGAGGAGACGGGGCCGGGGAGAGAGCUGCACAGAGUGCUCAGCUCUCCCUGGGACCCCAGCGCUGGGCCUCCCCAGGGGAGGACGCAUCCCUCUGUCACCCGCCCCCAGGCUUCGGCCCUCAGACUUGAGGAUGCCAGGUCCUUCCUCACGGCCUAAGAGGCCUGUAUUUACUGUGUCCCUGGCCUCUGCUCUGGGGGCUCACAGGAGGAUAAGGGCUGACUGAGGUUCCCAGGAGGUGCCAUGGACCCUCGUGCCUCGUGCACCGGCAGAGCAGCGCCACUGCCAAUGCUGCGCACGCGCACAUUACCUAACCAGGCACCGCACGCGUGCACACACUCGCUCACACAUGCCCGUGCGUGUGCUUUCUCCGCUGUCCUCGUUACUCCCGCGAGGAGCCUGUGAUGGAGGGUGGCUGCUUCUGUUUUAGGGACGAGGGGACGGAGGCUCUGGGAGGUUGGGGGGUCCUCGGGUCGCACAGCUGCUGGGGGAGCCUGGGUUCAACCCCAGGUCUGUGCAACCCCCAUCCUGUCCCGUCCUCACUCUCUGGCCGCUGGAG
Aethalodelphis obliquidens (Pacific white-sided dolphin) is the source of this 5488-nucleotide messenger RNA. It is a transcript of the gene LRP5, whose product is annotated as LDL receptor related protein 5. Lineage: Eukaryota; Metazoa; Chordata; Mammalia; Artiodactyla; Delphinidae. Gene Ontology annotation, biological process: nervous system development; canonical Wnt signaling pathway. The record is from RefSeq and is a predicted model, not a curated record. Gene Ontology annotation, molecular function: Wnt receptor activity; Wnt-protein binding. The transcript is spliced from 19 exons. Bases 110 to 3988 code for a protein of 1292 amino acids.